CGGCCGACUGCGCACCUGCUGAAGCGGAGCCCCUUGGCCUGCCAUGUCGCGCGCCGCGCCGAGCGCGCCACUGCAGCCGCCCCUGUGCGCGCGAGACGGGGGCACGAUCGCUCCUGAGGAGGGCCGCUGGGCGAGCCGCCGAGGGAGGCGCAGAUGCGGGCGGCGGCCGCGGCGGAGGCCCCGCCGCGAGGUCUGCAGACACCGUCGGCCCUGGGCGCGGCUAGGACCUCGCCGCCGCCCAAGGGCGCCACGGCGAGGCAGCAGGCUGCGACUCGGCCGCAGGCCUCCCGACCGGGCUCGGGCGUGCGGAGCGGGGUGGCCGGUGCGCAGAGCCCCCGGGGCGAGGCCGGCGCGGACGCGAGCACCAAGCCCAUGCAGGUGCCUGCGGCGGAUCGGCCACCAUGCCAGCGACGCACUCUGUGUGGC
Messenger RNA from Prorocentrum cordatum, 426 nucleotides. The record is from the annotation of a GenBank genome assembly. Lineage: Eukaryota; Dinophyceae; Prorocentrales; Prorocentraceae.